GUUUCUCUCUCUUACAUGGGAAGUUGGGAACUACUCUCCCUCUCUCUCUCUCUCUAGCAAUAGAGAGCGCCAACCAUUGCAGAUAAGCCAGCCCAUCAAACGUGACACGUGUCGAGCACAGAUGUCAUUGUGAAUUUCUCCCAGGAUUUUCCUUCUUUCCUCAGAGAACAAAAAAAGAUACAACAAUCUGAACACUUUCUCUCACUACCUAACCGUUAAAACAUCCUUACAAUUCAGAGAGAGAGAGAGAGAACGAUAAUUUUAGAGAUACAAACGAUAGAGAAUGGCAACUGCUUCUUUGGGUUCUUCAACUCUUCUUCAGUCGCAGAUAAGUGGGUUUGGUGGGGGCCUUAAGCUUCAAAAGCCUUCUAUCUCUAACACCAAUUCUCUCACCUCUACAAGAAGAAAUAUUCGAACUGUGGUGCAGGCAACUUCUAGGGUUGAUAAGUUCUCAAAAAGUGACAUCAUUGUUUCACCAUCUAUUCUCUCUGCUAAUUUCGCAAAGUUGGGAGAGCAGGUGAAAGCAGUGGAGCUGGCUGGUUGUGAUUGGAUCCAUGUUGAUGUAAUGGAUGGCCGUUUUGUUCCAAAUAUAACAAUUGGACCUCUUGUGGUCGAUGCCUUGCGCCCUGUGACAGAUCUUCCAUUGGACGUGCACUUGAUGAUUGUUGAACCUGAUCAACGAGUGCCUGAUUUUAUAAAGGCUGGAGCUGACAUAGUCAGUGUACAUUGUGAACAGUCCUCCACCAUACAUUUGCAUCGCACGAUUAAUCAAAUUAAAAGUCUGGGAGCCAAAGCUGGAGUUGUCCUGAACCCUGCAACACCACUAUUCACAAUAGAAUAUGUCCUUGAGGUGGUUGAUUUGGUAUUGAUUAUGUCGGUAAACCCUGGAUUUGGUGGGCAGAGCUUUAUUGAGAGCCAAGUAAAGAAAAUUUCAGACUUAAGAAGAAUGUGUGCUGAGAAGGGGGUGAAUCCAUGGAUUGAGGUAGACGGUGGAGUUGGUCCCAAAAAUGCAUAUAAGGUUAUUGAGGCUGGAGCCAAUGCUUUGGUUGCUGGUUCUGCUGUCUUUGGAGCUCCUGAUUAUGCUGAAGCCAUAAAGGGAAUCAAAACCAGCAAAAGGCCUGUAGCAGUUGCUGUAUAAUAGAGGUUUGAACUCCAAGAGAUCUGAUUCAAGUCAAUGUGUGGCAUUAGCACUAUUUGAUUCCCAUAUAACAUCCAGAAGCAGUUUGCUCAUGUUGUCAAAUAUACAUUUACAUGGUUGAUUUCUCUGGUGUCACUUAUGAAAUUAAUAAGAAAAAUAAGUUCUUAAGAGAGCUACAGUGAGACAGAAUGUUUGUAACAUAUCUUGCAAAGGAGCAUGCUGAUUCGAAGCUUGUCUGCAGUAUUUUUCCUUGUAACAAAUCUCUCUACCAUGAAUAACAAGCCUAAUAAGCUGUUUUUCGUGUCAAUCUUGAAUAUAUACCCAUUGAUGUUCAAAUAUUGGAAUUUCAGUGCAUUAACCAACUAUGAAGAAAUAAG
This is a messenger RNA of Ilex paraguariensis (yerba mate), 1515 nucleotides long. Lineage: Eukaryota; Viridiplantae; Streptophyta; Magnoliopsida; Aquifoliales; Aquifoliaceae. The record is from the annotation of a GenBank genome assembly.